Molecule: messenger RNA, 2985 nt
Organism: Closterium sp. Naga37s-1
Lineage: Eukaryota; Viridiplantae; Streptophyta; Zygnematophyceae; Desmidiales; Closteriaceae
Source: the annotation of a GenBank genome assembly
AUGUACAUCACCCUUUACUACCUAGUCACCCGCCUCCCUGACUCCCUUUCUUCAGUUAGGGACCACUUUCUCUCCCUUUGCCCCACCGAACUCACUGUCGACCUGCUAGAGGAGCGCCUAGUUGCAGCUGAGAAGAGUAUCUUAGCUGUAGGUGCUUCUCGCGGCGACCGUCGCACCCCUUUCUUUGAGGGGUGUUCCCCUGUCCCCCUUCUCCCCUCUGUUGCUUCUGCUGCUGCUGUCGACCUCGUUGGCACUGAGGAGGUCGGAGCUACGUCUGCCCCUAGUGGGAGACGCCACAACAGCAAGGGCAAGGGGAGCAAGGGUGGUGGAGGGGACGGCGGGGGCGGCGGCGGAGGCGGUGGAGGAGGCGGAGGGGGUGGCGGUGGAGGUGGGGGUGGUGCCGGGAGUGGGGGCUUCAGUGGCGGCGGUGGAGGUGGUGGAGGCAGCGGCGGAGGUGGUGGAGGCAGCGGCAGCGGUGGUGGAGGCAGCGGCAGCGGUGGCGGAGGUGGCGGUGGCGGUGGUGCUGGUCGAGGUGCAGCCGCGCAGUGUGGAGGCUUUGGUGGUAGCCAGCGCCAGCAGCAGCCGCGUUCCCGUGAGACCCCGUCGGCCCAGCAGCUUCGUGAGUGGUACGCUGGGCGUGGGAGGUCUGGGGGUGCUUGUCCCUGCACUUACGUUCUUCGCACCGGCAGUCGUCGUGGGGAGACGUGCGGGCUGCCACACACUGCGCAGCGCUGCUUCGGUCGCAUGACUGACGCCUGGCGCGCCCAGUUUCCUGACGCUGUUGAGCUCCCUCGCUGGGGUGAUCUACUUAGGCAGAAUGUGGCUAUCUUUGAUCUUGAUUUCGAUGCUAUCCUUGCUGCCAUGUAUGCUUUGAGUGAUAGUGCUGAGGGUGACUGUUACCUGAGUGUCCCGCCCAGCCCGGGCAUUGAGGCUGCUGCUCUAGGUGCUAGUGCGUCUGCUGCUCCAGGUACAGGUGAGUCUGCUGCUCCAGGUGCUGGUGAGUCUGCUCUCUCUGGUACUACACCUACUGAGGCCUUGCACACUUUCACACUUGACUCUGGUGCUUCGCGCUCUUUCUUUAGAGACAGCACCACGCUCAUGCCGCUCAGUCGGCCUGUCGCAGUCUCCUUGGCUGACCCCUCUUGGGGCCCAGUCCUUGCGCACUCUUCCACGGCUCUCCCGUGCCCUGCGGCCCCGUCGGGCUUGCUGUGGGGACUCCACCUCCCCUCGUUCUCUACGAACCUGGUGAGUGGAGCUGACCUCCAGGACGCGUGGGUUGAUCAGUUCACCACUGGAGGUCAGCGUGUGACCCACUGCACUUGCUCUCGGACGGGCCGCCACCUGGCCACGUUCACCCGUCGGCCUGGGUCGAGCCUCUACACACUGACUACUGCGCCUCCUCCGGUCUCUGCGUCUGGUCAGGUAGCCGCGUCUAGUCAGGUGUUUGCUGCCGCGUCCAGGUCUAGUCCUGCGUCUGCCCCCUGCUCGUGUCGUCCUCUGUCGCACGAGACUCUCCUUUGGCACCACUGCCUUGGUCACCCCUCCCUGCCUCGUCUUCGAGGUAUGGCCUCCCAUACCCUUGUCUCGGGUCUCCCCCGGUGCCUUCCUCCCCUUCCUCCGGGGCCUGCCCCCACCUGUGUUCCUUGUAUUGAGGGCCGGCAGCGCGCGGCUCCUCACUCCUCCUCGUUCCCUCCGACAGAGGCUCCCCUGCAGACUCUUCACAUGGACACGUUCACGCUUCCGGCCUCCCCACAGCAAAAUGGGAUUGCUGAGCGCCGCAUUGGCAUGGUCAUGGACGUUGCUCGUACGUCCAUGAUCCAUGCGGCUGCUCCCCAUUUUCUGUGGCCGUUCGCGGUUCAAUACGCUGCGCAUCAGAUCAACCUUCAGCCUCGUGUCUCCUUGCCUGAGACCACACCUACUCUGAGGUGGACGGGGAAGGUUGGCGAUGCGUCUGCGUUCCGUGUCUGGGGAUCUCGAGCUUUUGUCCGCGAUACUUCAGCGGACAAGCUGUCCUCCCGUGCCGUUCCCUGCGUCUUCCUUGACUUCCCCCGUGACGCACCCGGGUGGAAGUUCUACCACCCCACCUCAUGUCGUGUUCUGUCCUCUCAAGACGUCACGUUUGACGAGUCGGUGUCUUACUACCGUCUCUUUCACUACCGCACUGCCUCUCUCCCCCCCCCACCACACUUCCUAGCACCAGGUACUCCUCCGGUAGACCCCCUUCCCCCUCAGGGUCUUGCCCCCUCAGGUGUGUCUCAGGUAGACUCUGCCGAGCCGGUCGAGGUAGCUGUCGACUCAGGUGCUGCCAGGGGUGCUGAGCCUGCAGGUGCGGGGACUGGGGGUGCGGAGCCUGGGGGUGCUGAGCCUGAGCGUGUGAGGUCUGGGGGUGCUGAGCCUGCGGGUGCGGAGACUGGGGGUGUGGAGUCUGGGGGUGCUGAGCCUGAGCGUGUGGAGCCUGGGGGUGCUGCGUCUUGGGGUGCUGAGCCUGAGGGUGCUGACUCUGGAGGUUCUCUGGGUGUCUCGUUGCGGCGGGAGCCCCUCUCUCCGCAGCGGCUUCGAGAGUGGUACGCUCGGCACUGUCGCCGUGCUACUGGUGCUGUUGGUGCUGGAGCUGUUGGAGGUGCUGCUGGUGAUGGAGCUGCUGGAGGUGCUGCUGGUGCUAGAGCUGCUGGAGGCGCUGCUGGUGCUGGUGCUGCUGGAGGUGCUGCUGGUGCUGGAGCCGCUGGUCCUGGAGGUGCUCGUACUGGAGGUACUGGAGCUGCUGGGGCUGGUGGUGCUGCUGGCGUUGGCGCUGCAGGUACUGGAGCUGGUGGUGCUGCGGGAGUUGUAGUUGGAGACCCUGGCACUGAGGGCACUGGUGCUGUCUCUGCUGUUCCUAGAGGCGCUGCGAGGCCACGGCCGUACUACGUUCCGCUCCUUCAGCAGGUUCUUGUUACAGCCGGCCUCUCCCCUGCCUGGUCCUUCUCCUUACUCAGGACCGACUAG